This is a messenger RNA of Diuraphis noxia (Russian wheat aphid), 870 nucleotides long. RefSeq lists its product as uncharacterized. Gene Ontology annotation, molecular function: DNA-binding transcription factor activity, RNA polymerase II-specific; DNA binding. The record is from RefSeq and is a predicted model, not a curated record. Lineage: Eukaryota; Metazoa; Arthropoda; Insecta; Hemiptera; Aphididae. Gene Ontology annotation, biological process: regulation of DNA-templated transcription.
AUGUUGUACAGGACCAAAUGGAAACGUCAAACGGCAGUGGGCYUGGAACUGUUGGCCGAGGCAGGCAACUACGCGGCAUUCCAGCGUCUUUACGGCGGACCUCCAUACGGCUGCUGGCCUUACCCGGCUGGCGCCGCGGGGGCCGCCGGUGGCGUCUCCGGCGGAGGUGGCGUAUCGGGAGCGGGCGGCGCACCGUCUGCCGCCGACCUGUACUACCGACAGGCGGCCGUGGCCGCGGCCGCAGUGUCCACGCUCCAGAAGCCUCUGGCCUACAGGCUGUAUCCCGGCAUGGCGGGCGCACCCGGGACCGCGGGCUCCGGAGCCGGCGCGUCCGGCCACCAUCACCAUCACCACCACAUACCGCCUCCGCCAGUGCCGCUCGCCCACCCGAUGUACUACGGUGGCGUCCACCAUCCGGCCACCAUGCAACCGAUGCCCGGCCGCAGCCCGACACCCGAACCGCCCGGCCGGUCGUCCCGCGGCUCACCCUGCAGAUCGACGGUGGACAGCCGGCCCGGUUCGGUGGACGUCGAAGACGACAGGUCCAACUCGCCCAACGUGGACGUUUAAGCGACGACCGCGGCGCGCUGACCCACCGCGUGCCAUAUAAUAUACCAACAUAGCACCGCGCGCGUGGCCGUAUUAUCAUACAUAUURUAAUAGUAUGUCACUCGUUGUCGUGUUUAAGUGCAGCUGCAGUGUGCGCGCGUGUCUACAAYAAUAUUCUUGUAUUAUAUACAUGAGGCACUGUACAACGCACCCUCAAACAUAUACACCCACCUAGUCGUCGUUUACUCUUUUUAUUAUUAUUAUUAUUAUUAUUACUAUGGUUAUGAUUAAUUUUUAUUAUAUAUUAUAUGUAUAUGUAUA